CUAAUUAGACCGUCAAUUUAAAUUAAAACGCUCGCAGAUCAUUCCCCGGACAGAAAGGAAACGGGGUGUGCAAUCGGAUCGGGUUUAUAAUAAACGUUUUUACAAUCCAUUUUCGCACAUAAUGGUUUAUGAAACAUCGUAUGAUACUGGGCUAAAGCCCUUCUCUCCAGAUCUAAAUCGAGGAAAUUGGGAAAACCCAACGGAUUUUUUAUUUGCCUGUUUUGGAUUAGCCAUGAAGCUGGAUAUAUUCGUGGCCUCGUAUUGGUUUUUCUUUGAUAUGGGCAUUUUUGCUAUGCUGCCUUACUUUGUGUACAUGGUGAUCUAUUUAGUGCCAAUCAUGGUCAUUCACUCCUUCAUGGGGCAGUUUUCCAGCAGUGGCUUCAUCUCCGCUUUUCGUCUAGCUCCGUUCUUUAAAGGAAUGGGAUAUGUGAGCGUCUUUCUUACCAUCUCCAUGCUUAUUUACUACAGCAUUUUUGCUGCUGUUCCGCUUCUCUUCAUGGUGAACUCUUUACGACCCACAUUGCCUUGGAGUUGUGAAGGAAUAGAGUCCUGGUACAAUGCUUCUUCAGCGCAAUUAACUACAUGCAACGCAUCAGCGCAUAAUAUAACUGUUGAUGAACCAAAGGAUGGCGAAAACGAUACACAUGCUUACAUAACAAUACUUCAUGUACCUUCCGUUCUUUUCUUUCAAAAUCACUUUGAAACUCUUCAGGAGGAUCGAUUUCCGGACUUAGAAGCCGACUAUGAGUUAUCCUGGCAUUUUGUGGGCCUCUUUGUUCUAGUUUGGGCAAUGAUUGCAUUCAUUUUUUAUUAUUUCACGGAGACUGCAAAGUUUGGAAAAUUUUUACGAUAUAUGGUUAUUGGAACAGUUGUUCUUCUCUUGGUGUGCUUCGUGCGUAUUCUCUUUCUUCCAGGAUCCCAUCUAGGGCUAAAGAGUUAUGUGACUCCGGGCGUACAGGAUUUGGCUAUGGGAGCAGCCUCUACAUUUAUCAUGGUUCUACAUGCAUUUGGGGCUGGCUGGGGUACUGUGAUAACUCUGUCCAGUUUCAAUGGGUUCAAGACCAACAUAAUGUCGUACAGUUGGAUUAUAUCCUUCGGACAGAUCUUUAUUUACAUCAUGUUUGGCCUGGUUACCUUCAUGCUCGAUCACUACUACGAUGAAUCUAUUGAAACUCCCUAUGAAAAACAUGUUGUGACUCAUUGGAUGUUGUAUUUGUCCAGUGCCUCUGCUUUGGCCACCAUGGGUUGGCCGAACCUGUGGACUUUUAUUUACUAUACAAUGCUACUAAUGGCAGCUCUUAUUGUGAUGACCACUCAAAUCUUUACUGUCUUACAAAGUUUAUUUGACGAGUUUGAUAGACUUAGAGAAAGAAAAAUGGAAGUAACAUUUGGCCUAAUUGGUGGCCUGGCUGUCUGUUCCUUUUUCUUUUGCACAAAUCAUGGUAUUAUCUUCUUUUCCGCCUUGAGUCUCGAUGUUAUCUUCACACACAGUGUGCUCCAUUUACUUCUCCUAUUGGUGGUUUUGUGGAUAUACGGGCGGGAACGUUUCCAGCGGGAUAUUGAGUUCAUGCUGGGGCUGCCGUUUGCCUCCUGGAAGGUUUUCAUACUCCGCUUCAUAGCUCCGAUUAUUUUAGUGAUUUGUCUGAUGAUUGGAUUGCUUGUGUGCACGAUGGAGCACACUUGGUCCGCAGUUGCGGUCGCCAUUAUAUCUAUUAUAAUGGUGGCGUUACCCAUUCUAUUCAUACCUGGCUACGGAUUUUACUACCUUUACCAGAGCAGCGGCACAUUUGGCGAACGCUUCAGGCGGACCUGUCGACCCACCGAUUGGUAUCCGGUUGAAAAGGAGCACCGCCAGCUGUACGAGGAAGCUGUAGGAAACACCGAGAUGACCCACCAGCUUUUCGAGGUUACUGAAGAGGUCAACUAAUGGCCCAGAAAAUUACCUAUGUACGAUACUAGAACUGUGGUAGUAACUGAAAUAUAUAUUUGAGCAAAAGUA
Messenger RNA from Drosophila eugracilis, 1999 nucleotides. RefSeq names its product sodium-dependent proline transporter-like. The coding region runs from base 122 to 1927 and encodes 601 amino acids. Gene Ontology annotation, cellular component: membrane. Gene Ontology annotation, biological process: sodium ion transmembrane transport. The record is from RefSeq and is a predicted model, not a curated record. The transcript has 9 exons. NCBI's taxonomy places the organism in Eukaryota, Metazoa, Arthropoda, Insecta, Diptera, Drosophilidae.